Molecule: messenger RNA, 719 nt
Organism: Acyrthosiphon pisum (pea aphid)
Lineage: Eukaryota; Metazoa; Arthropoda; Insecta; Hemiptera; Aphididae
Product: kelch-like protein 3
Exons: 4
Coding region: 281-601 (106 amino acids)
Source: RefSeq, a predicted model, not a curated record
CGUCUAUAAAACAUUUUAAAACAGUAAAAUCAAAUAUUUACUAGACUACCUUUAUAAUAUAAGCGUCAGCUAACAUAUUUUUUUGAAAAAAAAAUUUAGGCCCCAAAUUAAGAUUUGCACAUCAGCCCCGUAAUGUGUAGUUGCGGCACUGGAGGCGUGAGAGAUUUUCUUGUAAAAAUCGCGAAAAAUUUGUAAAACAGGCAACAACACCGUUAAUUUGAGAAAAUUAGAUUCUACCGUCUUACAACUAUUAGUAGAUUAUAUUUAUACGGGUGAAAUUAUGGUCACAAAAGAAAAUGUACAGGGUUUGUUACCAGCUGCGAACCUCUUACAGUUAGAUUUUGUAAAUGGUGCAUGUAUUGAGUUUUUACAAAAACAGUUGAAUGCAUCAAACUGUCUUGGUAUCAGAGCGUUUGCUCGUUUACAUAACUGUACGGAAUUGCUAUCGAGUUCUGAAACAUUCAUUAAAAAACAGUUUUUGGAAGUGGUUAAUAGCGAUGAGUUUCUAUCAUUAUCAUCCGAUGAUGUGGUUAAGAUAAUCUCCUUUAAUGACCUUGCUGUUCCAUAUGAAGAAAAAGUAAGUAAACUGCAAUAUUUGUAAUAUAAUUGUAUGGAAAGUAAGUUCAACACAAAGAGUUCUAUAAUAACUAUAAUAUUUUUCUAUGAAUUGGUUGAAAUUGACCAUUCUUGAAUAGUCAUACACAACAAAAAAAUUGUUA